Messenger RNA from Nematolebias whitei (Rio pearlfish), 2203 nucleotides. Its product is annotated as rap1 GTPase-GDP dissociation stimulator 1. Lineage: Eukaryota; Metazoa; Chordata; Actinopteri; Cyprinodontiformes; Rivulidae. Bases 59 to 1741 code for a protein of 560 amino acids. The transcript is spliced from 14 exons. Gene Ontology annotation, molecular function: guanyl-nucleotide exchange factor activity; protein binding. Gene Ontology annotation, biological process: positive regulation of GTPase activity. The record is from RefSeq and is a predicted model, not a curated record. Gene Ontology annotation, cellular component: cytosol.
CACACACACACACAGUAGCAGAAGGUAGAGGCAGUGAGCCAGCAGAGCGCCAGCAGCCAUGACAGACAUGGAAUCUCUAAGUGAUGCAAUAAAGGCCAUCAGUGUGAGCACGGAGCUGAUUGAUGAAGAGCUUAAGCCUCACCUGGAUACAGUGUUGACGGCGCUGCUUGAAAAGAAAAAAAAUGCAGCUGUUGAGAUCACCAGGAGUGGGAUUUUACCCAUACUGACUCAGGCUUUACAACGCAAAAGCAGUUUGAGCUGCCAGGUGACUCUGGUGGUGGCAGAAAUGGCUCGAGAAGCUGCGGUGAGAGAGCCCUGCAUCGAGGCCGGCCUGGUCAAAGUUCUGGUUCCUCAUCUGAACAGCCACGAUCAGGAGAUGCUGCUGAACACCGGCAGGGCCAUUGGACGCAUCUGCUUCGACAACACGCACCAACAGGACCAGCUGGUCCAGAGCGGAGUAAUCCCCAGAUUGGUUUCCAUCAUGAGGGAAUACCCAAAUAACGACCCACUGGUGAACGUCUGCCUGCUGGCCCUCUGUAACUUGGCUGACAUGGACAGUGCAAGGGAGGCCCUGGCAGACCAGGAUGUGGCAGAUACACUGAUCACUCAGCUGAAACGUGCUCCUGAUGCUGAACGACGACACGUGAUCUUGGAAAUACUGGGUUCACUGGGCGAGAGCGAUGCCCUGAAGCUACAGUUUGCAGAGUCAGGAGUACCAGAGGCUUUGUCUGAGAUGAUUCGGGACCUGCAGGGACAUUCGGACCCCCAUGACCUGUGCAGCAUAAAGAUUGCUUCCAACCUUAUAGUGUCUCUGCUUUUAGGAGACGAGUCUAUGCAGAAGUGUUUUGGUGAAGGAUCAGGUGUGGUCUAUCAGGAUAUUCUGUUCUGGCUGCAGAGCUCCAACACCCAGCUUCAGCUCUCUGGAGCCCUCGCCAUUGCCAACUUUGCAAGAAAUGACAGUAAUUGUGUGAAGAUGCUGGAUCUCGGCGUGGUGUCACACAUCCUCACCUUGUUGGAGCAGCAUGUCGAUGAAGGGGACGUGUCUGUUCAGCAUGCUGGACUGAGCGCGCUCAGGAACUUGGCCAUUCCUGCCACCAACAAGGUGCGAAUGCUGGAGGAUGGAGUGACUGAGAGGAUUAAGACCCUGCUGCGUACCGACAUGCCCCCAGUUCAGUUCAAACUGCUGGGGACGCUGCGCAUGAUGGUGGACGGACAAGAGGAAGCAGCCCUAAAGCUGGGAAAGGAUGCUACGCUGCUGGCACGAGUCUUGGAGUGGUGUGAAGCCAAAGACCAUGCAGGCGUUAGAGGAGAAGCUAGUCGCCUGUUAGCUGCUUUCGUCAGACACAGCCGCAGUCCAGAGAUCGUUCGUGCCAUAGCCAGAGCAGAUGGGGCGCGACAUCUCAUCGCUAUGGCAACAAGUGAGCAUGUCAUCAUGCAGAAUGAGGCCCUGGUUGCCCUGGCGAUAGCAUCUGCUAUUGACAUAGACUCCAUGAGGGAUCCACUCAAAGAGGCCGAGCUGUUACCGACCCUAAAGAAGAUCCUGGAUGAUCCUGUUGGAGCUGUCGAGGUCAAGUUCAGUGCUUUGGGUCUCAUCUGCACCCUGGCUAACUCGAGUGUGAUGAAGGAGGAGCUGAACUCAGUGAACAUAAAAGAAAGCCUGAGUAAACUGACAGAUCACAGCAGCAGUAAACUGGCUUCACAGGCCAGCUCCAUACUGACCAUCCUCAGUGACACCAGUUAAACCAGCUCUCUGCAGCAACAAGACAAUCCAUCUGUUCUAUGAAUUUAUCUACAUUGCACAAUCAAACAGUCUUAUGGUUAAGAUAAUCCAAGUAUUCACAUCUGAAAUGUGACCAAUCUUGUAAUUUUGAAAGUUUAUGGACUCAAUGCUGGAAUAAUGAGGGUCUAUGAGGGAAAUAUCAGAUUUCAGCCGCCCAUCAAUUAUUCACAUCACUGCUUCUUCAUUUUCCUUCAAGAGGAAUGGCUUGGGUUAUAUUCUAUGACAGUAUGGGACAUUUAUGAGGUAAGAUUAAAUUAAAUAGCUCAAACCAAUAUAUUUAGAGAUUUUUCAAUGUUUUUUUUUUAAAUUAUUAUUCUGAAGUAAAUGGCUAACCAACAGGCAAGACUGUUUGUCAGAUUGAUUGUUGACUGGUCUAAUCCAAUGUUUCUCAGUAAAAUUACAUAUAAGAAUUUUACAUUAGUU